UUAUUCUUAUGUUUUUCUUUCUCAGUAAAUGGGCUUUACAAUGUCACUCUAGUAGUGUUUUCAGGCAGGCCAGAUCCGGAAUGGACUGUGGCAUCAUCCAGUAUUUCAAUCGAAAACGUCCGCUCCUAUGACCCUAGCAAGAUGCCUCCCAGGCUUGGCUAUAAAGGGAUUCUAGUGAAUAGCGGUACUGAGCAAGUUCGACUGCUCGUUGGACCAGAAACGAUGAAGAUCCAACUGGAACUGAUGCGAACCAUGCCUAAAGAUUUGCUUGCUCCUGACUUCGUCAAAGAAAUUAUAUCAGAAAUCAAUUCAGGGGAAGUAAAACCUGUUACAAGCUCAGUUUCUGGAGCGAAGCGUGCCGCUCCCCCUUACGCACCUGGUGAUUGGCUAACUACAAGACUACAACUCUGCAACAAUUGUUACAACUAUGCGAAUAACAGACCAACAUACAACUAUGCACAGCCAGGUUUUAAUAAAGCAGGCCCCCCUCCAGGACUUACUUUUGCCCAGAGGAUUGCCUAUAGAGCCCGUCGCGAUAACCUCACUGACGUACCUGCGGCAAAUUUGGACCCCAAUGGGGUUCCUGUGCAGCCUAACGACAACAAACACGUGGUUGCGCUCGUUGUAAGACCAGGUUAGUAAUGCCAUGCUGGACAGUAGCACUCUAUUUAUCGGGAGCCCCAAGCAAAGAGGACGGAAACGGUAGUGAAAACACUGAUCACAAAUUAAUAUGAAUUCGUGUAAUCAAAAAUAAAACACAAACAGCGGUCAUAAACAUUGUGUCAGCUUUCAUUGUGAGCUUCUUUUAACCUGACGUUUUGUAUGCUAGUCAACAUAAAUUCUUAAAAGUGACCUAAAGAUGUAUGUUGACUAGCAUAUGAAAAGUCCAGGUUAUAUAAUCGGAUAUAUGAAAAUGCGAAAGCUCACAAUGUUUAUCACCGCAGUUUAUGUUUUAUUCUUGGUUAAACUACGAUGGCCCUGGAACAAAAGUCUUUGGAUUCGUGUAGAUACGUUAUCGGUUCCAGUAUUCAGAAACAUUAAGCUAAAUUUGUCAACCAAGGGCACUGACUUUCCUAAAAUCGAAUUCCUAAGGACCACAUCUACGAUCAGAAAUGAAAAGAAAAAUAAUAUUCUUCGUUUUGGUCUUCCUUAAAGUUUGUGUAGAUGACAGGAUUUUCUACGGGUUGAAAAUUAAAAUUCGUGCAUUUAGGUCUUCCGCUGACACCAUAAUACGAUCUAAAUUACAAUUUUUAAAAAAGAAUUUGCAAUAAAAAUGACAGAGCUUGUGUUUGUGUUGAAAGUUUUACUGUCUGUUCGCUUUUUGAGCCUUUUGGAAGCCUCCUCUUAAGAUGAUACAAUUGUCAGCCUCAUUGUAACAACAACAUUGGAUUUGAGUGGGGACCCCACGAAUUUAACUCCAGGAAAAUUUGCCUACAAAUAGACAAAUUGAGACUAAUGAGCGUUGCAUUAUUUCAGUUACGCUGCUUUUCUUUUAAUUAUUAUUGGCUGUUUGUAUGAUUGAAUUGAUUAUCCAGUGCCUAAAUGAUAUUUUCGUUAAAGCGGCCAACAAGUCUCAUAUCUUUGCUCUGGGACAGCAUGUAUGCACCACUUUAGGGGUCAACCAUUUGACUUUUGAAGGGGGUGUGGUAUGGGUGAUUUGGUUUGGGAAGGAAUAUUUUCCCAAACCUCUAGCGAUAGAAUUCCUUUCCUGACAUACAACGGUGUAAGAUUUUUUUUCAGCUUUAUCCCCCAUGAAAGAUAAUUUUUUAUACAGUGUAGGGAUUUUUUUUGCCAAGUUUUUCCUUACAAGAUUUUUUUUCCCUCGAAAUCAGUCUGAAGGAUAAUUUUUUUCCUGAAAUCACUCAUACCCCGCUCCCCCUCAAAAGUCAAAAUAGUCGGCCCCUUAUUUUUCUAUUUUCUCUUCUAGAUGGACAGGAUUUUCAUUGGUAUCGAAUGGAUAACCGCUUGAAUGCUCACGGUGUCGCUUUGUGGUCUCACAAACCAGGUGAAACGCCUGUGAUAGAUUAUGAUAGCGCAGUCCCUCCCCAGCCAAUAACAGACCCCAGCACGGCUAACCAUGGCCCUUACGUUUUUGUUGGCUAUAUGUACAGUAAUCCUCAUGUGAACAUCGCUGGUCCUCUAGUUUGUAAUUAUUUAUAG
Molecule: messenger RNA, 2160 nt
Organism: Porites lobata
Lineage: Eukaryota; Metazoa; Cnidaria; Anthozoa; Scleractinia; Poritidae
Source: the annotation of a GenBank genome assembly